AUGAAUAAUAAUAAUAACAAUAAAUAUAAUAAUGAUAUUCAUAACAGUAUUAACAAAAAUGGAAGUACAAACAUAAAUAAUAAUAUGAAUAUGCCCAAUAAUAUCAUGAGUAAUAUUGCGAAUAAUCGAGGUAGUAUACAAAGCAAUAUUAAUAAUAUACCGAGACCUAUGAAUAAUAUUAAUAAUGUACAUAGUAAUAUAAAUAUACCAAGCAGUAGAAAUAUAUCAAGUAAUAUAAAUAUGGCAAAUAGUAGAAAUGUGUCAAGUAAUAUGAAUAUGACAAAUAAUGUGGGUAUUAAUAAUAAUAUGAAUAUUAAUAAUAAUGUUAAUAGGACAAGUAGUAUAAAUGUUCCAAAUAAUAUGGGCAGAACAAGUAACAUUAAUUUAUCAAAUAAUAUGAGUAGAACAAAUAACCUGAAUAUGAACAAUAAUAUAAAUAGUGCUAAUAAUAUGAAUAUGCCAAAUAAUAUGAAUGCAUCAAAUAAUAAUAUGAAUAUAUCAAGUAAUGUGAACAGAACAAGUAAUGUGAACAGAACAAGUAAUAUGAAUAUUCCAAAUAAUAUGAAUAUUCCAAAUAAUAUGAAUAUACCAAAUAAUAUGAAUAUGCCAAAUAAUAUGAAUAUUCCAAAUAAUAUGAAUAUUCCAAAUAAUAUGAACAUUCCAAAUAAUAUGAACAUUCCAAAUAAUAUGAAUAUGCCAAAUAAUAUGAAUAUGCCAAAUAAUAUAAAUAUGCCAAAUAAUAUAAAUAUAACAAAAAAUAGAAGUAAUAGCAUAUUAAAUAAUAAUGUAAAUAAUAUUCCAAACAAUAUAAGUAGCAUAUCUGCAAAUAUUAAACCACGAAAUAUGUCAAGUAAUAUUAAACAUAAUUUAAACAAUUUUAAUAAUAAUAUGGUCAAAGAUAUUAAUGUAAAAAGUUCAAUAAAAAUGAGUAAUGAUCUAAGUAAUAGUAAUAUACAUAAAAAUAGUAUAAUAAACAAUAAUAAUAAUAAUAAUAUUAGUAAUAUUAGUAAUAAUAGCGCAAGAGAGAGUGUUAUGAGUAAUAUUAACUAUAACUAUAAUAAUAUAAAUUAUAAUAAUAUUAUGAAAAAUAAUAUAGACAUUAACAAAAAAUUAAAUAAUGACAAGAACAGUAAUAUAGAUAAUGCUGAAAAAAUAAAUAAAAAGAUAGGUAACAAAAUGAUUAUCAAAAAUAGUAUGAACAAAAAUAGUUUUAUGAAUACAGAUCAGAACAAUGUCAAUAUGUAUUAUAUGAAUGAUAUGAAAAAUACAGAGAAUAAUAUAUACCUAACAAAUAGUAAUAAUAAUGCUAUGAACAAAGUGAAUAAUAUAAAAGACAAUUCUAAAACUUUACAACAAUUUAAGGAAAAUGAAUACAUGGAAAACAUGUAUAAGAGAGAAAAAAUUAUAAAUGAUAAAGAAAAUGUGUAUAUUCCAAAUAAAGCACCAAGUAAUAUUAAUCAAGGAAAUAAUACUAGUGUUAUAAAUAAUAAACAUAAUAUAAAUAAUAUGAGAAAUAUGAAUAAUACGAACAAUGUGAAUAAUAUAUCUAGUAUGAAUAGUACGAACAAUGUGAAUAAAAUGUCUAAUAUGAAUAAUAUGAAUAAUAUGAACAAUUUGAAUAAUGUAUCUAAUAUGAAUAAUAUGAAUAAUAUGAAUAAUAUAAAUAGUAUAAAUAAUAUGAAUAGUAUAAAUAAUAUGAAUAGUGCGAUUAAUGUAAAUAAUUCCAAUGUUAAUAAUUCCUAUCAAGUUGAUAAGACUGUGUUUAAAACUAUAAAUUUAAAUAAUAUAAACAAUAAAAAUAGAAACCAAAUAUAUAAAUACAAUAAUAAUGAUAGCAAUAAUUUCAUUAUGGAUAAUAAUAUAAAUUCAAAAUCGAAUGAAUUAUAUUACAACAACAACAAUAAUAAUAUGAAUAAUAAUAAUAAUAAUAAUAAUAAUAUAAAUAAUAUGAAUAAAAAUAUCAAUUUAUUAUAUAACGAAGACGGAAAUUUUAAAUCACAUAAUAACAAUAGUGGAGAUAAUAAUAUAAAUAAUAAUAAACAAUUAUUUAUGAAACCCUUUCACAACAAUAUAGAAAACACUAAUGACUUUAAAAGUAACAAUGAAGAAAUUAAUAUAAGAUAUAAUAGUAAUAUGAUUGGUAUAAAUAAUGCUAACAAUAAUGUAAUGCUGAAAGCACCUGCAAACAUGAAAUCCACAAUGCAUAAAGUGGGAGUCAAAAAACAAAAACUCAAAAAUAAUGAUACAACGACAAAUAAUAAUAUUAAUAAUAAUUUAACAAAUAUCGAAAAUACAGAUAAUAUGUAUCAACUACAAUUAAAUAAAGAAAAACUAAAUAUGAACAGUACUUUUAAUUUUAUGAAUGAAAUGGACAUUUUUAAUGAUCCUUCCCAAAGCGAAAAUAAACAAUCAGAUUAUACAUCUGUAAGAAAGUAUAGCACAAAUAAUAAGAUAGCAAAAAAUAACGAUCAGCCAAAUUCUAAACAACCUAGAGGAAGUAAAAUGAGUAAAAUAAAUAAAAUUGAAAAAAUAGAUAAAAUUGAAAAAAUAGAUAAAAUGAAUAAGACCAAUUUAGAACUAAAUAAUAAUAUGGGUAAUGCAAUGUCUGUUAAUAAUAAUAUGCUAUAUGAAGAAAUAAAAAAAAAUAAUACAACUUCAUUUGAUAAUGGAAUAAAUAAUAAUCGCAUACCUUUAUUUAAUGGAACUAUUCCUUUAGAUAAAAAUAGUAGCCAACAUAAUAAUAUGAAAAUAAACAUUAAUAAAAAUUCAAAUAUAUCUAAUAGUUUUGAUAAUUCAUUGGAUACGGAUUUACAAGAUGAUUUUGAAAAACUCAAGGCACGCAUUGAACAAGAAUUUGAAGAGAAAAAAAAUAAAAAAAAGAAAAAACGAGAAAAGAAAGAAGACAAAAAGGAAAACAAAAAGGAAAAUAAAAAGGAAGACAAAAAGGACGAUAAAAAGGACGAUAAAAAGGAAGAUAAAAAGGAAGAUAAAAAGGAAGAUAAAAAGGAAGAUAAAAAGGAAGAUAAAAAAGACGAAAACAAGGACGAUAAAAAGGAUGACAAAAAGGAGGACAAAAACAAAUCAGAUAUACAAAUUAAAGAUGAUAAAAAUGAAGUUUCUAUAUUAGAUGAUAAUAUAAAAGACAAAGAGACAAAUUUGGAAAAAAAUGAUGAUAUAUUAAAUUUAAAAAAAAAUGAAGAUCAAAAUAUAUUAAAUAAUAACCAUAUUCAUAUAUCUAAAACAGAAAAUAAUAAUAAUGAUAUAAAAACAAAUUUAGAAACAGAAAUAAAUAUAACAGAGGAUUGUCCUAUUUUUAAAAAUGAUGAUAAAAUUAUUGAUAAUGUUAAUUCAAACAAUUUAAAAAGUAACACCAUUUCUGAUAAUAGUAAAAAUGAAAUAUUACGUAAUGUAGCAAGUGAUGAAACAAAAGAUAAUAAUAAUAAUAUAGAUAACUUGAAUAACCAUUUUGGUAGUAAUAUUAAUACGAAUGUGCAGAAAGAUAAUUUAGUUACUCCAAAAAUCAAAAUGCAUUAUUCUGAACAACCAUAUAAUAUGAUAAACAGAGAAUCACUUGAAAACUUAGGAUGUGAUAAAAAAUUAAUAGCAUUAACAAAAAUAUUUGGAAAUGUUAUGGAUGAUAGUGAUAAUAAUAUGACAGAAAAGGAGCCUGUACCGAAACUUAAACUUUUCGAUUUGGAUACAUAUAAAAAUAUGUCAUUAGAUACAAUGUUAAAUAAUUUAAAUUUGGAUAAAGAUGUUCUAAAUAUAUUAAAAGAUAAAAUAAAUAAUAUCAAUAGAAAUAUAAAUGUUACUAUUUGUUCUACACCUAUGGAGAAACAAAUAGAUAAAAUUGAAAAAGAAGAUAUUAAUGCUCCUAAUUUAAUAAAUUGUUUUUCUGAAUUUAUUAACUGGUGUGAUAAUAAUCUUAUUCAAAUUAAAUUACAAUUAUAUAAUAUUGCUUUUUGUCUUUUAUUAGAAAUAUAUAUUUUAUUAUUAACUAUUAAUUAUGAAUAUAUAGAAAAUUUCAAAAACCAAUAUUUAAAAAAAUUUUCCGCCUACGAACCUGUAACAAAGUUCUUAUUAACGUGUGUUAGUUUAACACAAAUAUUUGAGAUAUCAUUAAUACGUUUCAAAAAGAAAAAUUCAAAACAUAUUGUGCACAUGACAAAAUUAGGUAAAAAAUCACUCUUACAAUACUUAAGUGUAUAUGAAGGUAUUCCUUUGUACAAUAUAAUUACAACCAAAAUAAAAAUUAUUGAAAUUGAUGAUACAAAAAGGAAUUUUAAUUUCUUCUAUGCAUUUGUCUCUUCAAAUUUUUUCUAUAACGUGAAAUUAACUUUUCCUGUGCAAUGGAAUUUACCUUCUAUAUAUUUAACUAACGAUGAAAUCGUAGAGGAUGAAAAUAAAAAAUCGCUAACGGAGAAAGAACAAAAUAAUUAUGUACCUAAUGAAAAUAAUGAUGCGUAUUAUUAUUAUAAACAUAUAUUAAAAACACAAGCAACUAAUAGAUUAAGAGUAACCAAAAAGAAUAUUCCAAGUAUACUUUAUUAUUGCUUAAACAAUUGUAAUGACCUGACAUGUGCAGAACUUUCUGGAUAUGACGGAUCUUUAAUCGCAACGGCACAUUCAAAUAACAUAAUAAAAUUAUGGAAUUUAAAAAAAUCCGAAAUGAAUAAAGUAAUGAAUGAGAAAAGAGAUAUAGAUGAAAUUAAUGAGUAUAUGGAUGACGUUAGAAAACAUGAAUCUUAUUUAAAUGGAAAGAAAAGCAUUCCAUUAGAUAUAGAUGAAUAUAAUAACAAGGGAGUAUCAAAAUUAUAUGGAAAUACAUUUAAUGUGUCUAGUUUGUCCUUUGGUGAAACAGAUAAAAUUUUAUUAUCUGGUAAUUUAAAUGGUGAUAUAUAUUUAUACAGCACAAUUAGUAAUAAAAAUUAUGUAAAAUAUGUAGGUGGACAUACACCAAUAUGGUCUAUAGACACAGCCUUUUUAGGAUACUUCUUCGCAACUGCGGAAGAUGAUGGAAAUUUAAGAAUAUAUUCUACUAAUAAAACUUAUCCAUUCAUUACAUAUAAGUAUAAUUGUCCGGUUAAUGUAUGUAAAUAUCAUUAUAACAAUACGCUUGUAGCAUGUGGUUAUUAUGAUAAUUAUGUACAUUUAUACGAUGUUAGGAUUAAUUCAUUCAUAAAACGAUUUAAAAAUAAUUAUCCUAGCAAUCAAGGUGUGACCUCUUUAAGUUUUUCAAAGAAUGGACGUUUUCUUUCAUAUGCAGGUGGAUAUACUAAUAACCUAAACCUAAUAGACUUGGCCAUGGACAAAUUUGUUGAAGUAGAACAAAAAGAAAAUAUGGGCAUUAACAUUAACUCAUUUGACGAAUUGAAAUAUGCAGAUAACAUUAGAAAGUCUAUUGAUGGAUAUUUAGAAAAUGACCUUAUGAACAUUGAUGAAAGGAAAAAUGUAUCUGAAAUAAAAAAAGACGACUUUAGUUUUUAUGAAGAUAAAAUUUUAAAUAUCGAUUUUAGUUAUGACAACAAUUUAUUGGUUACUGCUUCUUGUAAUAAUAUUAUUGAUUUUUAUAAUUGUUCAAAAGCAUCACAAGAAAUUAAAAGUACCAUGGAUAAAAAACGAAUAAAAUUAAAUAAUACAAAAGAUAAAAAUAGAUAUGUCAAAUUAUCAAAAUCUUUUGGUGUGCACUAUUCCAAUUUAAUAUCAGCUAAAUUUACACCUGAGAAUGCUCUUCUCUUAUUUGGAAUUAAUACAUUAAUAUAG
Plasmodium falciparum 3D7 is the source of this 5763-nucleotide messenger RNA. RefSeq names its product putative WD repeat-containing protein. Gene Ontology annotation, cellular component: nucleus. NCBI's taxonomy places the organism in Eukaryota, Apicomplexa, Aconoidasida, Haemosporida, Plasmodiidae. The record is from RefSeq and is a predicted model, not a curated record.